Molecule: messenger RNA, 6938 nt
Organism: Penaeus vannamei (Pacific white shrimp)
Lineage: Eukaryota; Metazoa; Arthropoda; Malacostraca; Decapoda; Penaeidae
Source: RefSeq, a predicted model, not a curated record
UGUCGUCAGAUUCUUGCCAAUCGUCUUGGAUUCGUUCGCAAAGUCUGUAAUUGCACAUGCUAUAUAACUGCAUCGUCGGCUAAAAUAAGAUACACUCUAAAUUCUGUUCGAGUAUUGCCAGCUCUCUGCGCAGGAUUUGCUAAACUCGAUUUUGAUCUUACGGGAAAGCGAAGUUCGUAAGAUUCAGCGACGCCAUUGCCAAUAUUUGCAUAUGUUUUUUUUUUUCAUAACUGCAACAAGCGAACAGUUUGGGCAACACUUAACAUCAAACUGUACAUUUGUGACAUGAAGUGCGACUUGGUGAGUGAGUGAAUGGCUGUCUUGGGUGGUGCCGUUUGAGCGCCACCUUUUUUCUACUAACCCUUUCUCUCUCUUUCAAGUAGGGGUCUUUUCACUUCGCCGCAGAGGUGUGAUGCAGCAGCAUUCAUCUCAAAACAGAAGCUUUACGUGCAUCUUUCCACAGGCCUGGUGCUAAAGGACAUUAUCGAGAAGUACUUCGUUUCCCCGACGUUACUUCGAGUGGUUCGCGUGGCGAAGGUGGGGCGAGUCCUGCGUCUGGUAAAGGGAGCCAAGGGUAUCAGGACGCUCCUCUUCGCCUUAGCCAUGUCCUUGCCCGCGCUCUUCAACAUCUGUCUGCUGCUUUUCCUCGUUAUGUUCAUCUUCGCAAUCUUCGGCAUGUCAUUCUUCAUGAACGUCAAACACACUGGGGCCUUGGACUCUGUUUACAACUUCGAGACGUUCUUCCAGUCUUUCAUUUUGCUGUUCCAAAUGAUGACGUCAGCUGGGUGGGACGGUGUACUUUCCGGCAUUAUCAAUGAGAGGGACUGCCGGCAGCCUGAUCCGGAGACCGGCGAUCCAGGAAACUGUGGUAAUCAACCCAUUGGUAUCGCUUACAUGAUGGCCUACCUGGUAAUGACCUUCCUCAUCAUUAUCAACAUGUACAUUGCUGUCAUCCUCGAGAAUUAUUCCCAGGCAACAGAAGACGUGGAAGAAGGUCUCACAGAGGAUGAUUACGACAUGUACUACGAGAUCUGGCAAGAGUUCGAUCCCAAAGGCACACAGUUUAUAGAAUUUGGCACUCUCUCUGACUUCAUGGAUGUACUGGAGGCUCCCCUUCAGAUUCACAAGCCAAAUAAGUACAAAAUCGUGUCAAUGGACAUCCCUAUAUGCAAAGGAGACCUCGUUUUCUGUGUGGACGUCCUCGAUGCACUAACCAAGGACUUCUUUGCUCGUAAAGGAAAUCCAAUAGAGGAUUCUGGCGAUAUGGGUGAAGUAGGACCCCCUGCUGAAAGACCUGGUUAUGAACCAGUGUCCUCAACGUUAUGGCGUCAACGCGAAGAAUACUGCGCUCGGCUAAUACAACAAGCGUGGCGCAAACACCGACAGCUCAAAGACCAGUCGUCAAUGUCAGGAAGCGGUUCACAAGAAGACUUCAAGCAAGCAGAUACCGCCGUCCUGGUGGAAAGUGAUGGAUAUAUAACAAAAAACGGCCAUAAGGUGGUGAUUCACUCGCGAUCACCAUCGUUGACGUCACGGUCCACAGAUGUGUGACUGAAAAAGGCGAGUAGAUAAAGUUGCUUGUUGACUGUUACACGGGACAGUUGUAAACACCUUUAUUUCAAGGUUAUUGACUACUACACGGGUUGUCUGUUAAGUGAAAAAGGUUUUACUUCGUCCCAUACGGCUUUGAUAUCAGCGGCGUAUGAAUCCGCCACUAACAAACUUGUUGGUGUUGGUGGUUGGACCACUCUUGCUCGGGAACACUUCACUCCUAAUGCCUUGUUGUUUAAGUUUACAGUCCAACUGUCCUCAUCAGCUUCCCGAUCUUCGAGUGCCGCGCCCUCUGUGCAGAUAUUACUGGCCUAAGUGAUUCACUAUAUGUUUAUUUUUGUAUUAUUGGGCCCUUAGUUACCCGUCUUGGUACUGCUGCUGGGUUCAAGCAAGGUUGGGUGUGCCUGCUCUUCACGACUGUCAUUCUUAGCUGGUAUGGAGGUGACAUAAAGCCUGAUGACACUGCCACCCAUGGCCGCCCACACACGCCCACGCUCACAGUAUUGUUAACACCCGGUGUAUGAAGCACCGACAACACCACAUCCCAACCCCGAGGACGGCCAGGGGGCACAUCAGACCGAGCCAGCAAGCAAGUGGGAGACUGCGUAGCGCCAUGAGGGGUUGUGUCACAGAGGUUCCAGUGCAGGCGGGCGGAGUGGUGCUCAGUGAUUCAACAUGGAAAGGACUUAUAACGCGCAUAAUCCACCAGCAAAACAGAGUUAUCGAUGAAUGUCUAAGGGAAUAUCAAAAGCAUAAUCACAACUGUGUAAUAGACAGAUGCCUUUAUUUGAGUGCAGAAGAUAACUAGCAGUUGCACAGCCUGGUAGAACUUGUAUUGUUAGACAUCUUCAAUGGACACUGCGCUAUCCACCUCCUUUCCUACACUUGGCUUUCACCCAGCUCCUACCCUCAUCCUCUACCCUAAGACUUUUCUGGCUCCUUGCGAAAAUUUGUUUGACUCUUUUAAGCAGAUGACAUUCCACCUGCUAGCAAAAUUUUAAGUACCAUCCAUUCCUUCAGUUUUCAAAAAGUUAAUGAGUGCUAAUACUAACAGUCGCUCUCACUUUGCAAUUCCUUUUUUCUUAUUCUUCAAAUUCCUGACAAGAUCUUUGACUUGUCCUUGUGGUAACUUCCCCACCACUGGGACAUGAACUGCUGCCAUCUAUGUCCACACUGUUUAAAUAGUGAUAAAUUUCGUCGUUCUUUCUCAGACAUCAGGAAUUAUUGAUAACUAUCAAAACAGGAUACACUUUAUUAAGAACAGUUUUAUAUUGCAAUAUUAUCAGUCAAAUACUUCCUCUUGCUUUUUUUUCAAUGUAUAGAUCCAUGAAGCUCUGUAAAUAGAAAAGAAUGCAGCAUCAGAAUUUCAUUGGCCAUAGUUAAUAGGGCAUUUGUGGAGGGAGUUGCAUUGGUGAAGUUGGUGCUUUCUGUCUCCCUCUUCCCCAAGUGGAGACGUCCACGAAGAACUUCACCCAAUGCCCUCUCUUCACCCGCUCCCUGCCUUUUAUUUUAAUUCCACCUUUUUCCUCCUCUAUUAUCAUUCCUCCCAAUUAGUUUCCUCCUGACGGUCUGUGGAGUAGAUCAACCAUUGGUUUAUAACAUUUACAUAUUCAACAAUGCUAUAAGAAGAUGAACGACUGCUAGUAUUUGGUGGUAAAACAAAUAAUAUUUAUUUGCAAGUUUCAGUUUCCAUUUCUUGUAUAAAUUAAUUGCAAACCUUUAGUUCCCGCUUCCCUCUCCUUCCUAACCACCCUCUGGUCUUCCCCAUAUGAUUUUACUUCUUGGCUGAUCUCAAGAAAUGUUAUGCAGCUCACAUUUUUGUCCUUGAAGGAGCCACACUCUGCUCUUGCGUCUUUGUUACUCUUGUUGCCACGUUGUUUACCUUUUGAGACUGUGUUGUCUGAUUCUCGAUUGCCUUAUUAUGUAGAAUUAUUGGCAAGGAUCGUUUAUCGUGCAAUUUCUUGUAGAUAUGCUGCUGUCUGCAAGACAAUUGUAACUGAACCUACGAAAAUAUUAGUGUAAGGUUAUGCCGUGCAUAAUUACUCAUCAUAAUUACAUAAAGUGUCCACCAGUCUGAAACUGAAGUACAGAAAAGCCAUUUGCAUAAAUAACUACAACAUGAACACCCAAGGAUGAAAUGGACAAUGCGGUGCCGUUUCUGCGGUGGGGUAGUUGCACGCAAGAGUGCCAAGGGUCCGGGUCUGGCGCGUCCUCUUCCCCCCUGGUGACGCUGUGCGACCCCGCCUCUCCCCGCCCGCCGUGCCCGCCCACCGCUGCUACCAACCGCCACCCGUCUCCCUUACAGAACGCAAUGCUAAAGCUCUGCAACGGCUGGCUGUCGAUUCAGUGUCGGGUGUCAGGCAUCCUGCCACCAAAAGCCUCCUCCUUAUGUUAUAAUCACUGUUCCAAAGGUUUCAUUUCUGAUCCCAACUCUGUUCCACUUCCUAAUGUAAGAAUAAUGGCUGAAUUCCGGCGAAGAAUCUUUUUUUCUGUGAACAAUUGGAAAAUAAGAUAGAAUUUUCUCUCGUAAUACUACUCCAGGCUUGACUGUGCUGGCGCGAGUGGGCAUGGUGCCACUCUGGCAGCCAAUCAACGAGCGACUCUGUUUCCCUCCAGGGCGGCACGCCGCCCCUUGUUUGUAGUAGGUGAUGGUAGGUCAGUGCAGGCCCCUGAGGGCCUCGCUCUCAGUGUAUUGUCCACCGCUACACCGCUCGGCCAUCACACGGCACUCUGCCCUCUCGACCAUACAACAACGGCUUGUAACUGCAGACACUAACUUUUAAGAGACAGUGCUGUGAAACUCCUUCAGAUUUGUACAUCUCUUGGUUUGCAACAUGGAGUGCCCCACCGGAGCUCACGGCUCUCCACACCUCAUCCAUAUUCUACACUAAAUUAUUCUGCCGUUGUCGAUGGGGCACUCGCAAGCACUCGGUUAUUAUUGCUUUUCUUUGUUUAAUUUUCAUUAUCCUGAUGUGAUAUGAAUUAUGUAAUAUUCAAACUGUUAUAUUUUUGAUAAACAGAUUUGUUUUUUCUAUUCUCAGUGAGAUGUAAUAGUUUAAAGCUACGCCCUUUUGUAUGUUAAAUCAACAAAGAGCAAGAGACUUGCAGGAGACGGCAAUACCCGCUACACGUCUUCCCCGUGUGUAGCAGGUCUGCCAUCUUAAAAUUCCUGGUAAAGUAUGUUGAAAAGGACAUACAGCUCACAGUUAUGAUCAAGCCCGGUUCCUUUGUUUUCUGUAUCCUUUAUGUGACAACGACAAGGCGAUGUAUUGCAGCUUGCCUCAAAUUAUGUGGUUUGCGGAGAUUGAUCGGGCCCUCGCAUCCUGCCUCCGCGCCGGCCGCCGACCUUGGCAUCCCCAGGGCGUCACAAGGGCUGUGGAUUCCGCGGCGACGGACGUCUGCGCUGCCGCCGCGUCGCCGUCUCACAGCCUUGGAUCGGCCCUGGUAUGGUCCCCUCGUUUCUCGGACGGACGGAGGACGGGGCCCGAAUCACGAACAACAGAGGACAUUAGCCAGAAGGUAGAACAAGUUUCUCAAGUGACGGUCAUGGGCGAUGGUGUUGGUCACGAAGUUCGGACGAGGAAACGGAGGAAGAGCAAAAGUUGCAGCACAUUGCAGAAACUCAAACGAAAUGCUCCAGUGAAGUAACGACUAUAAACUCUAAAGACAUUGAGUAUUAACAAUAAAAUUAUCAAAUUUAGGUCAUUUGAAUCCAAAAGAAAUUAAAGUGUGGCUGUCCCAACAGAGAGCACAGAACAUUAGAUCGAAUAGUUGCAAAAAAGGGUAGAAGGAAGUGUACGCUAUAGCUCAUUAGACUCAGAUGUCCAGUAAUGAAAAAAAAACGAGAUACAAAUGCGAAAAAAGGGCUUCAAGAGGAAAACAAUAAUACCUUACCAGAAGACCGUGAGAAAACGUUCCAUCCGACAGCAAGACGCAAAGAGGAACUGCAAACCACCGUAACAGUGAACCUUCUCUCCCUCUCCCCCCUUGGAUCAGACUUUCGUCGAAGUCUAAGGCGUGAGAGGUCGGCACAUUGGAACUCCCAGGGUUUCCAUCAUGGAUCCUUGUUCACGUUGGCCAUAAGGUCGUGCUGGUCACCUCUGUCAGUGUCAGCUGGGCUGCUGCCGCUGUGUUACGCAUUGCCAAUCACUAGUCGAUUGUAUGCUUCGUGAAUGCUAGUUUAAGUCGUGGUUGAGCGAGGGAAAUUCAAAUCCACAAGAGGACAUUACAAUUAGUCUACAAGACACCACGCCAAGGACGCUUUGGUAGUGGGAGGCACCGACUCGUGGAGCGGAGAUUGCUAGAUGCUUGUACUAGUACCCUGCACAACACUCACUCAGCGCGUUAUUAUGAAAAUUUAAGCUCUGAAGGUUUUCCUCACCCAAAGACUUUUAAAAAGUUCUCGUAGUUUGCUUAGAAAGAAUGCAAAAAUAUAUCAUGAUGUUCUUCACAUACUCUCAACAAUGUACCAACGAUCAUCCUGUGUGAGAACUUGGUGUUGUAGCCCGGUGGCUGGCACGUCGAGUGUGCUGGCAUGGAACGCAACAUGUCACGCAUGCUGACGUGCACCUUCUGACAUACCAGACACAUUGUUGUGUAGAUACUGACAAACCAGCAACACUAGUUAUUCCAAAGACGAUAAUAUUAAUUAACUAUACACAAAAGCUUAUCACUGUCAUAUAGGCAGCAGCAAAUCAGCUACACCUUGUGAAGUAAUUAACAUACCAGUUACUCUGGUUACAGCUCGCAUAUCGAUACACAAGUCACUGUCUUAAUAACACGAUACACUCAAGCUAAAAGGUCCGUCACACUGUUUUAACCACAUGUUCCUCUCAUGUAGUUACAUCAUAUCCACAUACAUUCCUACAUUAAAUUGCCAAUUACACAAGUGUAAAUGUAUAGUUACACUGAUGUGCAUUUGUGGCGUAUCAGUCACACUGUUGGGUUACAAUUUGGUUUAAUUAUUAUCAAAGAAAAAUUUAAUAUUUCUCUUAUUGCAAUAUCGGUAUACUAUUGUGUCGUUAUCAAAAUUCCAGGUCAUUCAACUUGCAAACUCGUUGAGUACACCAAACACGCUUUCUAGUUCUUCAUAAUUUGGACAUGUUUUAUAUAAUUUUACUGUCGUAUGUGAGGAGGACGUAAGGCAAAUGUCCUAUUCAUUCAGCUAGUUACAGUUAUUAUGUAAUACCAGCAGAGUGGACAUUCAUGUCUUACACUGCAAACACGACUAAUUCUGUUUGAUUUGAGUUCGUCAAGAAGUUUGGUCAUAUAUAUUAGAGUUAAAAAACAAAACAAAAAAAACAUCAUAAGGUAUUCUAUCACCACACUUUUUUCUGUGUUAGUGAUCAAAUAGUUUCAGUUCGCUUCAUUUUUUUCUCUCUCUUUAU